This is a messenger RNA of Podospora pseudopauciseta, 2310 nucleotides long. RefSeq lists its product as uncharacterized. The coding region runs from base 1251 to 1919 and encodes 222 amino acids. Lineage: Eukaryota; Fungi; Ascomycota; Sordariomycetes; Sordariales; Podosporaceae. Gene Ontology annotation, cellular component: membrane. The transcript has 14 exons. Gene Ontology annotation, biological process: amino acid transmembrane transport. The record is from RefSeq and is a predicted model, not a curated record. Gene Ontology annotation, molecular function: amino acid transmembrane transporter activity.
CUGGUCACCCACAUCUGAACCCACAUGCCGGAUAGCGACCUUGUUUAGCUUCUGAGUGGUUGCCAUGCUGGGUUUGUUUGCUCCUGCCCUGAUUCGUUCGGAUUUUAACCCCAUGAUUGUAAUGCAGCACCCAACACGCUUUGCCAUACUCCACACCACUUGGAAUCCCAGUUUGCUGAAGGAGCAAAUUUAUAAUAACCAUUAGUAUCCCAUCAGUCACCAGCCCUGCCAGGUGUUGGAAACAUGGUGGUAUCCAGGACAAGCAACGAUUUGAUCAUAUACUGAUUCCACUUACCAGAACGUUCGACAACUUACUCAGUCUAGUAGACCGAUUUGUUUUCAGGAUGAUUCCUGGCGAAUCUGUGUCCUGGUCGGGUCAACCUGCCACGGACUACGAAAAGCCAGAGGCAUUGAACCCUCAAAUCUUCACACGGGGCCCUCAGCUGGAUGGCGAAGCCACUCUACAUGGCUACGAGGACCCGAACCCUCCCGGGAACACCAAAAAUUUCGUGGAGAGAGCUUAUGGCGAGUAUUGGACGAGAGACAUAUAAACAUGUUACGGAUCUAGAUGAUCGCAUUUUCUGGUAAUAGCUGGCAUAGGACUUUUUUUAGGAAGUGGGAGAUCACUUGCGAGCGCGGGUCCUGGCGGUGCAGUUAUCUGUUACAAACUCAUAGGAACAGUCAUUGCCUCAGCGAUAAGCUGUCUUGGUGAAAUGAUUGCGUUGAUGCCGGUCAACGCCCCUGUCAUGGAAUUUCCCCGCCGUUUCAUGAGUCGUGGUGUAGGAUUUGCUGUUGGGUGGGUCUAUUGGUUUGCAUACGCUGUACUGGCCGGUGAGCAGCUAGUGGCAGUAUCAAAUGCCAUCAAAUUCCGUUAUGAUGACGGAAUAACUUCUCUCCAUUGGGAGGUGGGUCAGAGGGUUGAUAAUGCCGUGUGGAUAUCCGUGUUUUUGAUUCUGGUCAUAUUGUUCAAUAUGUUUCCAGUCCGAGUUUUUGGCGAAUUGGAAUACAUUUUCGCCUGUUUCAAGCUCAAGUUUAUCAUAUUACUGAUCAUGAUGAUGUUUUUUCUAUCUAUUUUUCAGCCUUGAGGGGAAGCCUACUAUCAUGAACCUCUUGGCACUCGAUAUUGGAAUCAUUCUUACUCGUUUUUCAACCUUGUGUACAACGCCAAGGACGAGAAUCUGAAAGUCGAACAUUCCAUUGAAGGGUCACUGGGAGCUCUUCUAGGUGUCCGGACAACAUUCACGAGUGUCAUGUUCUCUUAUAUCGGCAUGGAUAUCGUCGCAGCUACAGCAGCAGAGAGCCGAGCAUUGAGUGACGUCGAGAGUAUGAAAAUGGCCGCUCGCAAAAUCAACCUUCGUGUCAUUACGUUGUAUUCGCUGGCCAUGCUCACCGCAUCGUUUGUUGUCCCCAUGGAUCACCCUUUCAUCAAUGGCCACAGUACCCCGGUCGGUGCACGCUCCAUUUUCAUUAUCGCCGUCGUGGAGGCUGGUAUGCCCAAAGUUGCCCACUUUUUCAGCGGAGUCUUUGUCUUCUCGGCCUUCACUUGCGGUGUUAACUCUAUGUAUAUCGUGACAAGGGUUUUGCAUACCCUGGCUCUUUGCGGUCAGACCGGCCCUGAGUUUAUUACGAGACGUCUUCGCCAGUGUCGAUCUGGGGUGCCAGUGAGAGCGGUUUUGAUGACAGGUGUCAUCAUGAUGGUCGCUUACACGGGCCGUGAAGGCUCAGUUGGGGCAGCAGCGAGCUAUGAUCGAGACAACCCUCGGUAUCCAUACAAGUCCCACGGGCAAUGGCUCAAAGCUUGCUAUGGGUUAGUUGCUUGUGUCGUUCUUAUCCUCUUCAACGGGGUAGGCGCCUUUAUUGAGCCCUUCAGCAUUCGCAAGUUCAUUGCUGCUUAUAUUAGUCUUCCGGUGUUCAUUUGACUCAUCUUGUGUUAUAAUAUCCGUAAACACGGGUUCCGGUUUAGGGAUUGGUGGACAGACAAGUCGGGCGACUUGAGCCAGACCGUGCAGGCUUCAAGCCAUACGUGGAAGGGAAGGCUCGAGUUCCCUGACAGUGGCAUCACAAGACACAACUGGGCAGACUUUGUUCAUUGGGUCUGGGUAUGGCUGAAGUAAAGUGGAUAUAGCUAAACAGCAACGCUGCACCUCUUAACUUUGUGGAGAUGAAAGUACUGAAGUAUUAUGGCGAAGCUAUUGUGUAUAGUUAUAUUACGGGGCUUGGGAGAAUCUGUCCCGUUGCUAGUUAGCUGCUUCUCGUAUCAAUCUCAUGCCCCGGCACACUCGUGCAAGAAAAUUCAAGGUGGUUAUCGAA